AUGAACUUGCACAAAUGGGGUGCAAACCAUCCUGAACUGCUUGCUUUCGAAAAUAAGGGCAUUACUGAAUAUAGUUUCAGCGAUCAGCCAGAAUGCGAGUCAGUUAAAACUUUAGGUGUUCUUUGGAACACACUUACAGACUGUUUCUUGUUCAAAAUAGAACUACAUGAGAAGGACUCUUACACAAAACGAGAUGUCCUUUCUCUCAUAUCAAGAAUAUUUGAUCCCCUUGGACUGAUUGGCCCUGUUAUAACAAAAGCCAAAAUUUAUUUGCAAAAACUUUGGUUACUAAAAAUAGACUGGUAUCAAAUGUUACCAGACUGUAUAGAAAAGAACUGGAUUGACUUCGUUUCAACGCUCCCAGAAUUGAAAAAUCUCGCAAUUCCGAGGUAUGUCUUUCGAGAAGAAAGCAUUGUGAUUCAUGGCUUCGCUGAUGCCUCUUUAAUGGCCUAUGGAGCAGCGAUUUAUGUGCAAUCGAUUCCAACUGAUGGAAUACCUACAGCUAGACUUCUUUGCAGUAAAUCUAGAGUUGCUCCUUUAAAAUCACUCACCAUCCCACGCCUGGAAUUAAGUUCCUGUCUUCUGCUGGCUCAGUUGAUGCACAAGGUUUUGCCUUCAUUGAAAAUUCCAAUUGAGAAGGUGAUCUUAUGGACAGACUCAAUGAUUUGCCUCGCAUGGAUUGGUAAAUCACCGCAUGUUCUGAAAACUUUUGUGAGUAAUCGAAUAGCUGCAAUCCAAGAACUUACAGAAUCGUAUGAAUGGAGACACAUUUCUUCAGAAGAAAACCCAGCAGAUAUAAUAUCUCGUGGAUUAGAUGCCAAAGACAUUUUGACUUGCAAACUUUGGUGGGAUGGCCCGAGUUUCCUUCGUGAAGAAGGCCCACCAGAUAAGAACAAUUCAGUUGAACUAGACUCCAACAAUGACUAUAUUAGAAAUGCUCGUAAAGAUCAAAUAAGGGUUGUAGGUCCCAUUACCUUGGAGGAAUUAAGGAGGGCGGAGCUAUUUCUGAUUAGGGAGGUGCAAGGAGGUGAGUUUUUCUCGGAAAUUGCAUCCAUUAAGAAAGGAGCGCAAAUCUCCCCCAGAAGUAAACUAAAAGCAUUAAAUGUUUUCUUGGAUAAGGAUGGACUUUUACGCGUAGGUAGUAGAAUCGCUCAUGCUCAGAAGGCAACAGCAGGUAGCAAAGAAAUUACUGUUAAAACUACUAUGAGCGUUUAUUGA
This is a messenger RNA of Parasteatoda tepidariorum (common house spider), 1218 nucleotides long. NCBI's taxonomy places the organism in Eukaryota, Metazoa, Arthropoda, Arachnida, Araneae, Theridiidae. The record is from RefSeq and is a predicted model, not a curated record.